This is a messenger RNA of Papaver somniferum (opium poppy), 1708 nucleotides long. RefSeq lists its product as uncharacterized. Gene Ontology annotation, cellular component: nucleus. The coding region runs from base 384 to 1433 and encodes 349 amino acids. The record is from RefSeq and is a predicted model, not a curated record. NCBI's taxonomy places the organism in Eukaryota, Viridiplantae, Streptophyta, Magnoliopsida, Ranunculales, Papaveraceae. Gene Ontology annotation, biological process: protein ubiquitination; interstrand cross-link repair. Gene Ontology annotation, molecular function: ubiquitin protein ligase activity; protein binding. The transcript is spliced from 11 exons.
CAUCAAGUUAGUUGUCUUCCGUGUGGACAUGUAUAUGGUUUAGCUUGCAUAAAGAGAUGGAUUCAACAAUGUAGGAGAGGUCCUUUAAAGUGUCCUCAAUGUGGUAGCAAGUGCACGGUGAAGAAUAUAAUAAAGCUUUAUGUUUCACGAUUGGUUGUUACUGAUGGAGCGCAAGAACAGAUAGCUGAAUUGAAGAGAAAAUAAAGCAAGACAAGGAAGCAUGGAACAAAGAGAGAGUGAAGCGGCAACGCGUGGAAAAUAUAUCACUAGGAGAUGCGGGUAUUAGAUCAGUGAGGUGCAAUUCGGAGCAGCUGUUAAAUGGACGCAAUCUUGGGUUAAUUCCUGCUACCGGACAAGGUUAUCCCCCUUGCAGAUUUAAAUUAAUGGAUGAGUUAGCAGUAGAUGGUGGAAAGGUAUUCGAUAUGGAUUUCUCUCAUGAUAUCCUACUUCUAGCGCAGAGACAACAUGCAAUGGAUGUAGAGCAUGUGCUUACCAAGAUUAGCUUGUUGCAUCCUUACGAAAGUGAGAGGAUAAAACUUCCUCCUGGCUCAAAAGUUGUUAAGGACUUGCAUAUUUCCCCUUCGGGUAAACUUGCACUAUGUGCUUCAUUGGGGAAGAAAGCAUCUAUUCUCAGCAUGGAAAGGAACAAUUUUGUUAUCAACUAUGAAUUGCCAGCUCCCGCUUGGUCUUGUUCAUGGGAUCUUGACAGUGAACACCACAUGUACACUGGACUGCAGAAUGGAAUGUUAUUGUUGUUUGAUAUGCGCCAAACAUCGGGACCUGUGGAGUCCAUGAACGGUCUCACCUCUCACCCUAUUCAUACGGUACAUUCUUUUACAGACAACUCCCCUCUUCAUAAUGGUGGCAGAUCAGUCCUAACUGCUUCUUCCAUUGGCCCUUGUGUGUGGAAAACUGGUAUUCCUGGAGAAAGGCCAAUCGUGGUUCCUGGAUUGGAAAAUCAAGGAGUAUGUAUAUCGCUUGCUUACAGUCCCGUUACUGAUGAUAUUGUGGCCUCAUUUCGUCCUAGAGUUCACACAGCAAAUGACGUGGUUGCUACUCAGCCUUCAUUAUCACCUUCAGCUCCUGGCCGUGGACAAGGAGUAACUGGUUCUCAUGUUCUUAUCAAAAGAGUAGGUGGCAACAGUUAUCACCACAUAGGGUCUACGUUGACCUGUGUAAAUAGUGUUCGACUGCCAAAAUUGGUUAUUUUGAAUUUAGAGAAUCGCAACCCAUUUUUUGCAUAUGGAGACGAAUCAACUUGUGGAUUAAGCUUGCGGGAGUUGCCAUCCUUGUAUACUUCCCAGAGUCUUAAACGAAAUCAGAAUGCUAUUCUUGAUGUAAAGCACUCGGGUACUUCAGAGAGAGGAUUACUUGGUUGUGUAAGUGAAGACAGGCUGCAACUCUUUUAUUUGCCUCGAGUCCCUGACAUGUAAAGGUAACUCGCUAACUUCGGUUAAGAAUAUUCUUAAAAGGUUCUGAUUUGGUGGAAGAUAAUUGCUUCUUGAUAAUAUGGGAGCAGUCCCCUUUAAGUUUAUUCGAAUAUUAACUUGAUUAGAUUCAUAGUUUGUAAAUUAAUAUAUGUCAGAGAUUUAUUGUGCUUAGACGAAUAAAAGCUGGAUGGAAUUUCCUUCCGACCAUUUUUGUUCUUUGGCAUUUCUAUGGCUAUGCGGUCAUUCGAUUUUAUACAAGGUGGUCUUUUAUGCUGCAA